Molecule: messenger RNA, 2118 nt
Organism: Pyrgilauda ruficollis (rufous-necked snowfinch)
Lineage: Eukaryota; Metazoa; Chordata; Aves; Passeriformes; Passeridae
Gene: ZNF750
Product: zinc finger protein 750
Exons: 2
Coding region: 1-2118 (705 amino acids)
Biological process (GO): positive regulation of transcription by RNA polymerase II; epidermis development
Cellular component (GO): nucleus
Molecular function (GO): promoter-specific chromatin binding; DNA-binding transcription activator activity, RNA polymerase II-specific; RNA polymerase II cis-regulatory region sequence-specific DNA binding
Source: RefSeq, a predicted model, not a curated record
AUGAGUCUCCUCAAAGAACGUAAACCCAAGAAGCCUCAUUACAUCCCAAGACCACCGGGAAAGCCGUUCAAGUACAAGUGCUUCCAGUGCCCCUUCACUUGCAAUGAGAAAUCCCAUCUCUUUAACCACAUGAAGUAUGGCCUCUGCAAAAACUCCAUCACUUUGGUGUCAGAGCAGGAUCGUGUCAUCAAGUGUCCAAAGGGCAGUUCCCUGGAGCCCAAGCAGAUCAACCAGCUGGAAUCUACAGUCAAACCAACUUCUUCUAAAUCCGUCACAAACGGACUGCCAAGCCUUGAUUCAAAGCCUCAAUACCCUUUUACAAAAGAAGACGCCAAGGAAAACGUUGAGUUACAAAACCAGGCCACAAACGCCGCGAUUCCAGGACAGAAACCCGCCAUCCCAAAGGAACUAAGCCCGGCCAGCUCUGCAGCAGAAGGUGCCAUCAGCGUGCAGCCCCUGAUGGAGGGCAUGGUCAGGCCCUCGGCCUUCGUCCCCGUCGGAGAGCACCGAGACAGCAAAGGCCCAGAAAUCACUGAGGCAUCUGAAAUCCUCUCCCUCUCUAACAAAAGUUCUCCUUUUCACACCAAGUCUGCGUUUCACGCGCCAGCUCACCCGUGGAAGGCAGGUUCUUUCCUCCCAGAAUUUCCACAUAAAGUGGCUCCCACGAAAGGCUUUGGUUCCAUUUCACCUUACAUGCAACCAAUGAUUCCCGAGUACUCACCCCAUUUCUAUGAGCACCGCCUUGCUAUCUACACACCUUACCUGCUCCCAGGUAGCUCAGAGUGUGAAAGCUCUGCUCUCUCUGUCUAUGGAGCACAAGAUCAAAGACACUUUCUUCCCCACCCUGGGCCACUUCCAAAACCCCUAAAUCCAUCAGCAUAUGAACACUAUCGAUUGUUCCAGCAGUACCACUCCACUCCACCGAUACCAUAUGGAUUUUGUAGGCCAACAGAUCCUCCAUUUUACAGAUUUUCACACGUAGCUGGUAUUAACAGGGAGCAAAACUCUCAUCUGAUGGAAGAAACCACCUUGCUGUACCCAGCUUCUUUAAGUCCGUCCCAACAAUACCCUCUAAGCUCACAUAAAAAACAAGCAGAUUAUGAAAAAGAAAUGACGUUAUUGCACGCCAAAGGUAACGCUAAGGAUGACCAAAAUGAAAGAGAGAAUGCCAAAAUGAGCCCUCUCGCGGGAAGUGCAGCAACGGGCUCCCCUGGCAGACCCAGCCCCACCAACUUCACCCAGACAAGCCACACGUGUGAGGGUUUGUUUGACCUCUCCAACAAGUCAUCGUCCACAUCCCUGGGCAAGUGUGACCAAUCAGAAGAAAACUUCACAGCCUUCAGACCUGUGAGAAAAAGCACGGACCAAGCGCCGUCCCUUCAAGGUGUGCAGGCACAGCAGGACAGAGGGGAUUCACCUAACAGCAUCAAUGUCACUGAUGAAGACUCACACUCACAGACUGAUGGUCAGAACAACACAGGCUCGCUGUCCAGCACGGAGGAAGACACAGGGAUAGGUCCCCUCAAUCUUUCAAAAAAGCCCGACACAAGCACAGGACCUACUCAUGAGCACAUGUACAAAACCCCAUCCAAAACAGACAGGCAGAGCUUCCUGGAAAUGCAGGACAUGCCCCUGAACCUCUCAGUGAAGGAUUCCUGCAACACAGCCAGCCUGAAAACAUCCUUUCACAGCCCAUCCCACGACAACAACGCCGCCGCCGCUCCUCCCAGCGCCGAGAAGGAGAGCUCCGGAGCGGAGCCGUGCGGCCCCAAGACCCCCAGCAGCAGUGCCUGUGACAAACCCUUCGCAGCCCAGCGUGGUGAGGCUGCAGACUUGGGGCUCAUGGAGAGCUGUGACGAGCAGAAGCAGACAGCAGCCGUGGCUCUGUGCCAGCUGGCUGCCUACAGCCCCGGCACGGCCCGGCUGGACGGCGACGGGCACGGCGCGCCCGCGGAGCCCGCGGCUGAUGCUCAGGAUACCCAGUGCAACCCAAAGGGGAAAGGACAAAAAAGGACAAACCAAAAAGAAUCCACGAAAUCCCAGCAAGGUGCUAAGAGGGUCAGGCCCAAUGACUGCAGCAGAGUGUUCACUUUAAGGAAGAGAACAAGAGUGUCCUAA